AUGAAGACCUCCCUGAUCACAUUUGGUGCCUUCCUCGGCCUGGUCUCGGCCCAGCAUGCCGUCGUAAACAACCACUGUGCCUCCACCGUCUAUGUGCAGUCGUUCCCUUACGAUGGCAGCGCUCCCGGCCCUCUCACUACCCUUCUUCCCGGUGGGAAUUUCACUGAGAAAUUUAGACCCUCUGGCUCGACCGUUAAGAUCGGCAAGGCAAAGACGCUGGCUAAGCCUCUCUUCUUUGGCUAUUCGUUGACGUCCAGUCCGAACUACGCGUACUACGAAUUCAGCACGGAAUGGGGCAACCCCUUCGCGGCGAAUGCCAACUCGCUCAGUCCCGGGGAGGGCUGUAUGGCCUUUGACUGUGCGGCCAAUGAUCCCGCCUGCUACAGUACCCCAGCUCAUAAGAAGGUGUAUGGGUGCCCCCGCCCAGUCAACCUGACGGCGGACCUGUGUCUGUAA
Molecule: messenger RNA, 456 nt
Organism: Penicillium riverlandense
Lineage: Eukaryota; Fungi; Ascomycota; Eurotiomycetes; Eurotiales; Aspergillaceae
Exons: 3
Coding region: 1-456 (151 amino acids)
Source: RefSeq, a predicted model, not a curated record